Ilyonectria robusta is the source of this 1080-nucleotide messenger RNA. Its product is annotated as galactosyl transferase GMA12/MNN10 family-domain-containing protein. The record is from RefSeq and is a predicted model, not a curated record. Gene Ontology annotation, molecular function: glycosyltransferase activity. Bases 1 to 1080 code for a protein of 359 amino acids. The transcript has a single exon. Gene Ontology annotation, cellular component: Golgi membrane. NCBI's taxonomy places the organism in Eukaryota, Fungi, Ascomycota, Sordariomycetes, Hypocreales, Nectriaceae. Gene Ontology annotation, biological process: protein N-linked glycosylation.
AUGGGUAUCCUCAAAUCGCUGAGCUUGAAAGUACUAGGUGCCAUCAUAGCCACCGGUUUUGUUUUGCAGAUACUUUGGUUGUACUCAAACGACUAUCAGUUCCCCUCGUUCUCUCUUCAUCCACACCAGCAAAAUGAUCCAGCACUACAUUGUCACGGAGCUCUCGACUGUUUCCCUUCGAGUCUCAACUUCCCUCGAUUCAACUGGGAGGAGACCUCCCAGUUUUGCCGCGAUACUCACCCAGACCUCGCAGAGUCUCGCCCUCUCAUGGCUACCAUCACCGCACAGUUUGGAAACCCGCAGCUUCAUUACCAACGAGCCCUCGGAACGCACAUGAUGAACGCCAAGGUGCAGCAAAACGAUAUCCACUUACUUGCCACCAAAAUCGUUGACGACCUGUGGAACAAACCGGCUUUUAUCCUUGAGAUUUUGCUGGACGAGAUGACGAAACCCGAAAACGAACGGCUACAAUGGCUAUUCUGGUUCGACCGCGAUACAAUCAUUCUCGACUCCUGCCGCUCCCCGCUCGACUUUCUGCCCUCCUCCCUACGUCACGCGAACGAGCGAACAAAACCGAACGAUAAAGACGGCUCAGACCAGGAUACACAACAGAUACAACUUCUAGUCACCAAGGACUGGAAUGGGUUGAACAACGGCGUCUUUCUGUUACGAGUUAGCCGCUGGAGUGUCGACCUCUUCACGGCAAUCCUGGCUUUCAGACAUUACCGUCCAGACGUUGAACUGAAGUUCACCGAGCAGAGUGCCAUGGCACUGUUGUUGGAGGAGCCCCAGUUCCGCGAUAAUACAGUGUGGGUGCCGCAGUGGUGGUUCAACGCAUACCCUCGGGCGAAGGAAGAUUUCAGUCCAAGGAACGGCUCCGCCAAGGAGUACCAUGCAAGGAGAGGGGACUUCCUGGUUCACUUUGCUGGUUUGGGAAAUCGAGGUGAGGCCAUGGCUCCGUGGCUUGAUGUUGCCGAAACAGCCAUGUCUGCGUGGGCGCUGGAGCCGAAUGAAAGAGAUCUGGAUAGCGAAAUACGAGUUUUCUGGGAGGAUUGGAAGGCUCCGGAAAGUGCUAGCUAG